This is a messenger RNA of Coccidioides posadasii C735 delta SOWgp, 2186 nucleotides long. RefSeq lists its product as uncharacterized. NCBI's taxonomy places the organism in Eukaryota, Fungi, Ascomycota, Eurotiomycetes, Onygenales, Onygenaceae. Gene Ontology annotation, molecular function: monooxygenase activity; heme binding; iron ion binding. The record is from RefSeq and is a predicted model, not a curated record.
AUGGCGUUGUCAUCGUUCAUUUCUGCGCUCAAUUCGCAGGCCAUCGCACAUCCGUUUCAUGCACUUGGAGUCCUUGCGCUGUUGAUUCCCGGGAUUUAUGUCAUCGCCAAUGAAUUCGUCCGAGCGGCUGCUCGUGUUCCCGGCUUCAAGGGACCAAAGGGCUUUCCCCUGAUCGGAAACCUGGCUCAGAUUCGAGUGAAUGCCGCCGAGCAGUACCGCAGGUGGUCCAAGAAAUAUGGGCCAGUCUACCAGAUUCAACUCGGCAACAUUCCUGUUAUCGUCGUGAACUCGGCUGCGGCGGCCAAAGUCCUAUUCGGUCAAAAUGCACAGGCUCUGAGUUCUCGCCCGGAGUUCUAUACGUUCCACAAGGUCGUAUCAAAUACCGCUGGAACAACUAUUGGAACAUCUCCGUUUAGUGAGUCCCUCAAACGACGCAGAAAGGGUGCAGCUUCUGCUCUGAAUCGACCCUCCGUCCAAACCUAUGUCAGCCAUCUCGACCUCGAAUCUAAGGAUUUCGUCGCCGAGCUUAUGAAGUAUGGAAAGGCUGGGCGGGUUGCUGUGGACCCUAUGCCCAUGAUCCAACGACUCAGUCUGAGUUUGGCUCUUACACUGAACUGGGGAGUCCGCAUGGCUUCUCAAGAGGAAGAGCUCUUUGCCGAAAUCACCCAUGUUGAGGAUGAGAUAAGUCGCUUCCGAAGCACGACUGGCAACUUGCAAGAUUAUAUUCCACUUCUUCGUUUGAAUCCUUUCAGUGUUGGCUCCAAGAAGGCUGCCGAAAUGCGCGACCGUCGCGACAAGUAUUUGAACUAUCUAAACCGUGGGUUGGAGGAGAGAAUGGCUAAAAACGAACACAAGCCCUGCAUCCAAGCGAAUGUUAUGCUCGAUAAGGAGGCUAGACUCAACAAUGUUGAACUCACAUCCAUCAGUUUGACUAUGCUGUCGGGCGGUCUGGAUACUAUCACAACUCUGGUAGCUUGGAGUAUCGGUAUGCUUGCUGAACGACCUGACAUCCAAGAUAAAGCUGCAGCAGCUAUUAAGCAACAUCACUCGAUUGAUAAGCCGCUCUGUGAUCCCACCGAUGAUCAGAGCUGUCAGUAUAUCGUGGCGCUUGUCAGAGAAUGCUUGAGAUAUUACACUGUUCUUCGUCUAGCAUUGCCACGAACAUCCAUCAAGGACAUUACCUACCAAGGAAAAGUUAUUCCCAAAGGCAGCGUCUUCUUCCUCAAUGCCUGGGCUUGUAACAUGGAUCCUGAAGUAUGGUCAGAUCCCGAAAUUUUCAGACCCGAACGUUGGCUGGAACAACCCGAUGCUCCAAUGUUCACCUACGGGGUUGGCUACCGUAUGUGUGCUGGCUCCCUCCUGGCCAACCGGGAACUUUACCUCGUGUUCCUUCGCAUGUUGAACUGUUUCCGCAUCGAACCAGAGGGCAGGAUUGAGUGGGACCCAAUCAAGGGCAACUCAGACCCAACCAGCUUGGUUGCCAUUCCCAAGAAGUACAGCGUCAGGUUUGUCCCGAAGAAAGAAAAACUCUUGACCGAAGCCCUUGAAAAUUUCAUCCCCUUGGCGGCAUAAAAUAUGCGACCAUAAUGAUAUCAACGAGAGGGUGGCCUUUUAGCAUCAUAGAUGCCUUUGCCUGCGCACCCGUGGCUAAUCCCCCUUGCUAAACAUUUUGGGCAACGGCUUAUCCUGUCGGUUGCUCCCAUCCUCGAUUUACCGCGCAACGCUGUUUUGGUUGGUUACACAGUUACCAACCCACUCACGCACCGCAUGUUACCUUAUUCAACCUGACUUUCGUAACCUGAGUCCGGAUAGCCCGCUUUAAAGUGUGGGCUUUUCUGCGGGUGGGACUUUUAACUACCGGGUUCGCGUGUCACCACUCUUGCUGGCGAUGUGGAACCACAUGGAGCCUCGAAAGCAAUACUGAGGCAAACACCUUCCUUCUCAGACAAUCGGCUUCACGGACGCCGGCGAAGUGACAGCCAAACAUAACGUGCUCCGAAUAAAAGCAUCUUCAUUAAAUUUCCAUGCAAAUGAGUUUUUGACCAUGUUGGGCGUGGUAUGUUGUCCUCAUAGUUGUAUAAAUGAUCUUGAAUGUUUCUUGUUGUUAUGCUUUUUGCGAUAGCGUUGGCCAAAGGAGAAUUGAUUCGCAUCUGGCUUGUAUACGCUAGGUAGGUAUAGUUGAGAGA